GGCGGCAGCGCCACUCCCUCCGCUCCCAAUCCAGCCGCGCGCGUCUCAUUCCAGCGCCCAUUCCGCGCAUUCCUGCCGGGCUCCUCUGCAAACUCCGGCCCCGGGGGUGGGGACCGCCGCAGCUCCGCGCUCCGGCCCCGCAGCCGCCGCCGCUGGAAGACUUGGCGCCCCGAGCGGACCUGCUGCAGCCGGCCGAGCGCUCCCACCCCGCCUCCCGCACCCUGGGACCGGUCCGACGGGCGCUCCUCCAAGCCGAGCCUUGGAGGGCAAGGCCGGCAUCAUUACCUCCAACGAGUGGAGUUCUCCCGACUCCCCCGAGGGGAGCAGCAUCUCUGGGGGCAGCCAGGCUCUGGACAAGCCCAUCGACAAUGAUGCAGAGGGCGUGUGGAGCCCGGAUAUUGAGCAAAGCUUCCAGGAGGCACUGGCCAUUUACCCACCCUGUGGCCGCCGAAAAAUCAUCCUGUCGGACGAAGGCAAGAUGUACGGUCGGAAUGAGCUGAUUGCACGCUACAUCAAGCUCCGCACAGGGAAGACCCGUACCAGGAAGCAGGUCUCCAGCCACAUCCAAGUGCUAGCCCGUCGAAAAGCCCGGGAGAUCCAGGCCAAACUCAAGGACCAGGCAGCUAAGAACAAGGCCCUGCAGAGCAUGGCUGCCAUGUCGUCCGCCCAGAUCGUCUCCGCCACAGCCUUCCACAGUAAAAUGGCUCUUGCCCGGGGCCCUGGCUACCCAGCAAUCUCAGGGUUUUGGCAAGGAGCUUUGCCAGGCCAACCUGGAACAUCCCAUGAUGUGAAACCUUUCUCUCAAAACAACUACACUGCCCAGCCUCCGCUGCCUCUGCCAGGCUUUGAGGCUCCUGCAGGACCCACGCCAUCGCCCUCUGUGCCACCAGCUUCCCCAUGGCAAGGCCGAAGCGUGGCCAGCUCCAAGCUCUGGAUGUUGGAGUUCUCCGCUUUCCUGGAGCGCCAACAAGAUCCCGACACAUACAGCAAGCACCUGUUCGUGCACAUCAGCCAGUCGAGCCCAAGCUACAGUGACCCCUACCUCGAAGCUGUGGACAUCCGCCAGAUCUAUGACAAAUUCCCAGAGAAGAAGGGUGGCCUCAAGGAGCUAUUUGAAAGGGGGCCCUCUAAUGCUUUCUUCCUUGUGAAGUUCUGGGCAGACCUCAAUACCAACAUCGACGAUGACAACAACGCCUUCUAUGGGGUCUCCAGCCAGUACGAGAGCCUGGAGAACAUGAUUAUUACCUGUUCUACCAAGGUCUGCUCCUUCGGCAAGCAAGUGGUGGAGAAAGUUGAGACGGAGUAUGCUCGCUUUGAGAACGGCCGCUACCAGUACCGUAUCCACCGGUCCCCGCUCUGUGAAUACAUGAUCAACUUUAUCCACAAGCUGAAGCACUUACCAGAGAAGUAUAUGAUGAACAGUGUUCUGGAGAACUUCACCAUCCUGCAGGUGGUCACCAAUCGAGACACACAGGAGACCUUGCUGUGUAUCGCGUAUGUCUUCGAAGUGUCAGCCAGCGAACAUGGAGCUCAGCAUCACAUCUACCGGCUCGUGAAAGAAUGAGAGACUUGAAGAGCAAUGGUUGGGGGGACAGAUCCAGGAAAUGGGGACCUGGGAGGGAACCUUCAGGGCCAGCCCCCAGAAGUGCCACGAGAGCUGAGCAGAGAAGCCUGAUCUUGCAGUGCCCAACCCUCAAUAAACCCAACGUGCCAAGCAUUUUCAGAGGAGCUGGUCUGGCUGUGUGAGCCCGGAAGGGCAGGGGAGAAGGGGCACCAGGAAGCAAGCCCAGAGAUGCUCCCAGAUGGUCCAGGAGCCAGAAAUCCCCAGUCGACUCAGCUCCAGACACCAAAGCUCAAGACCCAGUGGUCCCUUCUCAGCUGCUGGAACCCUGCAGUCUGCUGCUGGUCACACUGGCGGCCCGAGGACAGAUGGCAUGCGGGUCCCACACCCAGACACGACCGCGUGCACACUAUCAGCCUUGCCAUCGCUGCCUGAUGAUAGCUGCCGCAGAAGGUCCCACCCCUGCAAACAGGGCUGGAUUUAGGUGUGGCUGGAGACUAGGCAGGAGUUACUCAGAUGGCCCUGCCUAGGACUCCAGACUGAGGCAAGGCUUGGAGGUAGGGAGUCCCGCUUCAGGGCCAGCAUUUCCAGCUACUUGACCCUGUCAGGCUCCUCAGCUUCUCCCUUUCCUCUCUGCUCAGCACUGGUGAGGAGAGGAUGUCUAUGAAGUACCUAGGUCAUGUCGGGUGGUGGUGAUGCGCACCUGUAAUUCCAGCAUUUGGGAGGAAGAGGUGGGUGGGUCUCUGGGAGGUCAAGGACAGCCAGGGCUACACAGAAAAACCUUGUCUCAAAAAAAAAAAAAAAACCAAACAAACAAAAAACCAAAACAAAAAACGACUGGGUACCGUGCCAGUUAAAUGAUCUGACCCUCAGUCCCAGCCCCUUGCUUCCUUCCCUCUGGAGGGCCUGGAUCUGACUCUCUCUGCUGCUCUCUCAAGGAUUCCCCAGUCAGAGCCAGUUUCUAGUAACUUGGAGCCUCAGGAAGAAAGAUCCAACCUGGGCAUGUUUGUAUGUGUGCCCAGAACUCAGGGAUGUAUCUGUGGGGAUGCAGAAAUGGGCAGGGCAGCAUCGAGGGGAUGCUACAGAAGUGAAGAACAAGGGCUCUGGAAUCAGUCUAGCCUGACUUUGUGCAACCUCUGGUGUGUUAAUGUUAUGGUGCCUCAGUUUCCCCAUCUGUAAAAUGGGUAUAACAUUCACCUACCUCGUGUAUAAACAGUGCCUCAUAUAGUGCUGAGCACAUCCACGUGUUCAAUAAAUAUGCAUCGGUACUAACUGUGGGAGCUUCAGCUCCGGCUGUGGAGCCCAGAUUGGAGAAUUACGCACUGCGGUGGGGGCGAUCCUACAGUGAUUGCCCUUCAGACAGGAGGGGUCCAGGGGUCUCAGGGAAGAGGUAGCCCUCGAGGGAACAAGUUCAGAGGGUAGGAUGGCUAAUAUCUAGUGAUGUUAUUUGUGUGAACUUGGUGCUGGGGCGGACCCCAGGGCUUGGCACAGGCUGAGUGACCAGAAGUAUGCAAAUAAGCUCAUGGGAGGAGUGUGGCUGCAUCUCAGGUGAGGUAGACAUGCAGGCCCCCAAAUUCCCUCUCCUCAACCAAAGCAAUUUAGCACAUCCCUCCCGCACCCACACCUGCUUCCUGCUGCAGUCAAAGGGGGCCAGGGGGCCAGUGCUGCACCCCUGGCCCUGUGGUGAGGUUCACCCCUCCACAUGCAGGCCUGUGUUUGAUCCCCCUCCCCAUGAUCGCUGCCUGGGAGCAGUGUUCUUGGGGGGCCCCAGCCUCGGCCGUUUCAGACUUUUAUGUGGGCUCCCUCUUGAGACAUGAAGGACACAACGUUUUCCUAUGGGAAGCAGGUCAGUCCAGAUGCUGGGUCCCAGUGUGGAUCCUGUUCUUCCUGUAUGAACUGACCUCAGUGGCUAAGGCAGAGUCACCAUGGAAGAUGGCAGUCUUAGUUGCUUCUCCACUCAAGUCAAUAUGGCACCUGCCAGCCCGAGGGUCCCCCCCAACCCACCAAUCUUGAUGACGGUACUGUGCUGGCGCCAUUUUUUCUUUUUCAGACGAGCUCACCCUCUCUGGUCUAGGCUAAUAUUUCCAGUGAUCCCCCUGCCUCAGCUUCCUGAGGAGCUGGGACUAUGGGUGCUUACCACUGUAUCCAGCAGUCCUAUUUUAAAGAUUAAGGAAGUGAGGCCCCGAGAGCUUAAGGAAGUUGCUUGGGUUGUUGGUGUGUUUUUCCAUUUGCCUUGCGAAUGGGUGUUUAGUUUCUGAGAUGUGUCAGGCUCUGGGAAUGUGUCCAUGAGCAACACAGCCAGGGUGGCUGCUUUGGACUAAGGAAGGGUUGACUAGGGACAAGUAAAGGAGACUUGUAGGCAGUGGGAAAUGCUGUGGAGGGGGAGGGCACCAGGGUUAGCACAACGGGAGGCCCGGAAGCUGUAGACUCCUGAACCCCAGGCAAGUGGAUCCGAAGGAUCUCUUCAAGAGAGAGUGGAGAGUCCUGGAGACGGGGAGGGAUAUGUUGAGUGACAGAAGGCAGACGUACCUCACCCAGCCAGCACACCAGUUAGGAAGGCAAUUGGCUCAGUUUUUUUGUGUCCCCUACACUCCCUGUGUGGAUGCUGACUUUGGCCUUCUCUCAGGGUGGUAGGGAGGCCGGGAGCUGUUAAGCAAGGGAGGGAGACCCUUUGAUGCUAUUUUUAGAGAACAUCCCUGGAACCCUGGGAUUCUACAAAGGAGCAAGUGUGGUCCUUGCUCUUGAGCCCAUCCAGCGUGUUCCCCUGGGUAUCUGGGGGUGGAAACUGUUUUCUGGGUCUCUGCCACUUGGCAGCCAUGUGAGAGGCAAGGGAGAGUGGACCAGAGAGGGCCACCCAUGUCGUGACCCCAGGAGUGAAACCCCUCCUGGUGUUACCUCGCCAGCAGGAAGUGUCACCAGUGGCAGUAGGGACAGGUGAAAGGUUCUCUGCUUCACAGGGCCUGCGGCUAGCAGCAGAUUGUACCGACAAGGUGUCACAGGAAUGGAAAGAAUGUUUCCUGACCAGAAAAACAAACAAAGCAAAACCAAUAGCUAAAAAAUAAAACCCACCCCCACACAUAAAAGGAACUAGUGUGUUUGUGUGUACAAGUGGUGUCCUAGGCCGCCCGGCGAAGGGGCCUGAGGUGUGGUCUUACAUCUCUGGUGUGCAGCGCCCGUUCUUUCCCGGGCUGGGGGUUGAGUGCAGGAGGCCUGAGAGUAGUCUGUGCCAGGAGGGAGCUUCCGGGUCCUGGGCCCCAGGCACAGAAGCGACAACAGGAAAGCAUAAGCUUCCCUUGGGUUCUAUCCAGUGACCUCCUGCCUGUGACCCCCGCUGAAAACCUAUUCUCUUUCUUAGAGCUGUGGUACAGGGGGCAGAGGCACCUUGGAUAACAUAUCUUAGAGAUCAGAAAGGAAAUAACCUUUUCCUCAAAGACUCUCUACACAGGAUGUAGCUAACUACUCUGCCCAGCCAGGUGCCAGGGUCACAGCUUUAUCUUUCUCCAACACUCACUCAGGAGGAGAAUAAGGCCAGCAGGGGCUGUACGGUGAAACCUGAUGUCUGAAAUAAAAAUUCUUUAAAAAGUGCCUGGACCUCGGCUUUUGUGUGUGUAUAUAUAUAUUCGUGAGUAAGGAAGGGCACAAAUGGGCACGACCCUUCCUAGCGAGCCAGAGCCCAGGCAGUGGAAAUGGUGUUUUUUUACACUCACAGAUGUCUGAUACUCAACUUUAAGGCUUUUGUAUUUUUUUCUAUGUAAAUCCCCUUCGUCUCUUCAGAUCUUCAGUAAAGUCUGCUACAAACACA
Messenger RNA from Mesocricetus auratus (golden hamster), 5363 nucleotides. RefSeq names its product TEA domain transcription factor 4 (gene Tead4). Gene Ontology annotation, biological process: regulation of transcription by RNA polymerase II; embryonic organ development; hippo signaling. The transcript has 12 exons. Gene Ontology annotation, cellular component: transcription regulator complex. The coding region runs from base 479 to 1564 and encodes 361 amino acids. The record is from RefSeq and is a predicted model, not a curated record. Lineage: Eukaryota; Metazoa; Chordata; Mammalia; Rodentia; Cricetidae. Gene Ontology annotation, molecular function: RNA polymerase II cis-regulatory region sequence-specific DNA binding; DNA-binding transcription factor activity, RNA polymerase II-specific.